AUGGCUCAGGAACUUAAGGACCUCUGUCAACUUUUGUUCCCAGAAUCAACUACAGAAAAUGUGGAAUAUUUCAGUGAUAUAACUGAUUAUAUAAAAAAGCUGGGAUCACAGAAUUGGGAACAAGUGCAAAAAGAACCUGACAGGCUUAGUGAAGAAAUGAAACAUCUAACAGAACAGACACAAGAUUUGGCUUUUACAAAUUAUAAAACUUUUGUGGAAACAGCAGAUAUUUCAAGAGCUAUCAUGAAAGAUUUAGGAAAAUCUAAAGACUCUUUAAGUAAUGUCCUAGAAACAAUACCAGAUUUUAUACAGCAAUGUGAAAGUUUUUCACAAAUAGCUGGAAAUAUUGUGCAAGAAAAGAAGAGAUACAGUAGUAUAAGAAACCAAAGUGAUAAGUUGUUAGAGUUAUUAGAACUACCAUCAUUGAUGCGUGAAGCUUUAAAUGCAGAAGACUAUGAAAGUGCAUUGGAUAUUUUUGCAUUUAUACUUAAUUUAUCUAAGAGGUAUUCAGAAAUACCAAUUGUGCAGAGUACUACAACAGAAAUUAUGACCCUAUGGUAUGAAACAUUGUAUCAUCUCUUCAAUCAGCUACAUUAUGAUUUACCUCUUCCACAAUGCUUACAGAUUUUAGGAUACUUACGCAGAGCUAAUACAGUAUUUAAGUCUACUGAAGAUGAACAAGACAGGCUGCAAUCAAGUGGGAUAAAAUCUAACAAUAUCAACUCUGAUGGAUUACAUUUACAUUUCCUUAAAGCAAGGAAUGCAUGGUUUGAAAAAGCACUAGAAGAUGCCAAGAAUACGGAAAUGCCUGAAAAAUUACUUAGAAGAAUAGUAGAGUUGCAUAGGAUUCAUUUGUUUAAUGUUAUCACUCAACACAAAUCUAUUUUUCUGUCCGAUGCACAAGAGUCUAAAGUAAGGGAUGAUGAAUUAAGUGGAACCAGUGCGUUAUCAUGUUGGCUAAAACUAAAAGUUGAGGACCUUGCGCAAAUAUUGAAUCAAGAUCUUUGGAAAGAAGAUGAAUCAAAUUUUGAAUCACUAAUGAAUCAAUGCAUGUACCUCUGCCUUUCAUUUGGAAGAGUAGGUGCAGACUUAAGAUGUGUACUCACGCCUCUCUUUCGAGAUAAUAUUUUGAUGCAAUUUAAUUCGGGCGUUGAUAAGAACGACAAUAACUUUGAGAGCCAGAUGAAGUCAUACAAAGUCCCAAGUAUAAAGAAUGUGCAGAGACCAGUGAAUGAAAAUAUGGCAUCGGGCCCACCUGAGAAUUUGUUAGAUUACUACCCCUUAGCAGAAUAUUGUAAUGGAUUGUUAACAGUUUUGAACUCCCUCCGAGUGACUGCCCCUUUAAAUAUUGUCAAAGAUGUGUACACAGGAUUCAGAAAGUCAUUUGACAAGGCAGCUCAAAUUUUGAUUGCAUUCUAUCAUAGAGAACAACAGGCUUUUACGGAUAUUGAAAGGCAAAAUUUCGUGUCUUUUUGUGUUUGUUUUACAGAAGAUUUGGUCCCAUAUAUAUCUAAAUGUUUGUCGCAAUCAUUCCCUCCCACUCAAGUAGCGGAACUGCUGGGGGUCACAUUGACUGUGUUGCAGGAAAGUAAGAUUUUACAUUUAGACCAAGUUCAAAUAUGUCAACCAUUAAGUAGUAUUACCGGACUUGUUAUUAAU
Molecule: messenger RNA, 1659 nt
Organism: Brenthis ino (lesser marbled fritillary)
Lineage: Eukaryota; Metazoa; Arthropoda; Insecta; Lepidoptera; Nymphalidae
Source: the annotation of a GenBank genome assembly